This is a messenger RNA of Zingiber officinale, 2143 nucleotides long. RefSeq lists its product as uncharacterized. Lineage: Eukaryota; Viridiplantae; Streptophyta; Magnoliopsida; Zingiberales; Zingiberaceae. The transcript is spliced from 9 exons. The record is from RefSeq and is a predicted model, not a curated record. Bases 197 to 1702 code for a protein of 501 amino acids. Gene Ontology annotation, molecular function: zinc ion binding.
UCAGACAAAUUUAUACUUCCACUGAAAGGUGCUGGGCGCUUUCGCUCAUUUAUUCCGCCUCAUCGGGCCUCCUUCUCCACCCCGCCGAGAGAGCCGCUGCUGGAAGAGAUCACUGCCGGAAUCACCCACCUGGGGUUUUUCCCUUUGUCGAAUCACUUGGUGUCAGUUUCGGCGUUGAUUUUUGUUUCGGUUUCUUAUGGAGGAUUCGACAGGCCCAUUGGACUCGGCUUCCACGGCAUCGCCGCCCUCGAGCUUUGAUCGCGAGUCAUCUAACAAGGAUGCAAACACCUUAAGGGAGGUUGUGCAUGCACAUAAUUCUCGACGACCAAACCUUGCAUCCUUGCAAAUACCUGCGAGAACUUUGGAAAGUCCAAUGCCUUCUGCAAGGACACAUGGAUUGUCCAGUCCUGGUUCAGCAAGAGCAGGCCUACCACCAAAAUCAAAUUCAACAAGGUCAAAAUCAUCUAUUAGAAGUGUCUUCUCACAGAGGAGUCUUAAGACAAAAGGCUCAACUUCAGAAGGUGACAGAACAGUUCUCCUGAUUCCCGGAACACCUUCUUCAGGACAACAAGACAAUCCUUCAACGUCAAGGCAAUUUUCUUUUAUCAAGGUUUUAUCCUCUGUUUCAACCAAGAGAACAUACUCUUUACCUGUUACACCAGUUGGCAAUCAAGGUCCAUCUACUGAACAAGAAAGACAUGUGGGCCUCUCUUCUCUGGAAAAAAAAGGUAUGAAGAUGCAGAUCAGACGAUCACUUUCAGUACCUGGGAAUGCCAAAAAUAGAGGUUUACGGAGAAUGGAUUCAAUUGGUUUAGUACGAGUUAUUUCAGCAACCCCUCGUCCUGUCAUGACUGACAUUACCAUCGAAAAUGAUGCAGCUAUCGAGACAGUCAAUGUAACUGAAGAUGUUAGUGAAGAUAUUCCAGAAGAAGAGGCCGUCUGCCGAAUAUGUUUCAUUGAACUUUCUGAAGGAGGAGAAACACUUAAAAUGGAGUGUAGCUGCAAAGGAGAACUUGCACUUGCACACAAAGAGUGUGCAGUAAAAUGGUUUAGUAUUAAGGGAAACAAGAGAUGUGAUGUAUGCAAGCAGGAAGUAAGAAACCUACCUGUAACAUUGCUGAGAUUACAGAAUAAUCAGACUGUUCGUAGACACGCUGCAUAUGCAACUCAUCGGCAACAAGUUGCUCAAUACAGGAUAUUGCAGGAUGUCCCUAUUCUUGUCAUGGUCAGCAUGCUUGCCUAUUUCUGCUUCCUGGAGCAACUCUUAGUUAGUGAAUUGGGUCCCCAUGCUCUUGCCAUAUCUUUGCCAUUUGCUUGUGUUCUAGGUCUUCUCGCAUCCAUGAUAGCUUCAACGAUGGUGAGUCAGAGCUACAUUUGGGCCUAUGCAUCGUUCCAGUUUGCACUUGUGAUCCUCUUUGCUCAUGUUUUCUAUAGUGUGCUAGGAGUAAGCCCUGUGUUCUCCAUUUUACUUUCCUCAUUUACUGGGUUUGGUAUUUCAAUCAGUAUGAACUCUUUGCUCAUUGAGUAUUUAAGAUGGAGGGCUAGGAGAAAUUUGCGCUCGACCCAACUUAAUCAGAGUCAGCAGCAGAAUGAAGCCAGAAACCUUGCUGGAGUUGAAGAUGGAGGUGACACAAGGCAGCAAGACUUGGAGAACCAGAUUCAAGAUCCUAACCCUUUGCAACAUGGACAAAAUCAUUCGUAAAGACUUUGAGAGGAUAAAGACUCAUACAUACCUCAUGUCAGCUGCAGCAGAGAUCUGCCUUGAGCUCCAGUAAUUUUGGAAGAACAUGACUAACAAAAAAACUGGGCAAAAUGUGGAUGAUGAGAGCUAUGAAUUGCACUUCUGUGUUUUCGACAUGGUUCUCUGUAAAUAACCAAUGAAGUUGGUCAGAAACUUUGGGGGAGACAAAAGGAGUUAAAAUGAAUCUAUAGGUGAUUUAUGUGGUAAAUGAUUGAAAGUUUAAGUACUCUAGUAAGUAAUUUAUGUGUGCAUGUUGUUUUCUUUUUCUUUUGUUCUUUUUUUGUAACGUUGUAAUGUUGUGGCAUUUGAUUGUUUUUUUUAAUGUAUGGCGAUAUUGGCAUCAUGUUGAAGGCCAGAAUGCUAAAUUGAUCUUAUUAAUAUAUUAACAAAGGUUUUCAUCAA